CAGGGAGGCAAAAAUCGUCGCCGAGGAAAGAAUGAAAAUGACGAUGACAAGCGUGAACUUGUAUUCCGAGAGGAUGGGCAGGAAUACGCCCAAGUGACAAAGAUGCUGGGGAAUGGACGGCUGGAAGCCCAGUGCUUUGAUGGCGAGAAGCGGCUAGCACAUAUCCGAGGAAAGAUGAGGAAAAAGGUAUGGAUUAACCAAGGAGAUAUUGUCCUCCUUUCGCUCCGGGACUUCCAAGAUGACAAAGCCGAUGUGAUUGUCAAGUAUACCGCUGACGAGGCAAGAAAUCUCAAAGCGUACGGUGAGUUGCCGGAGAACGCAAAAAUCAACGAAACGGAUACGUUUGGUGAGGAAGAUGGCGAAUGUACAUUUGAGUUUGGAGAUGAGGGCGAGGUCGACAUUGACGAUAUCUAA
Guyanagaster necrorhizus is the source of this 414-nucleotide messenger RNA. Its product is annotated as nucleic acid-binding protein. Lineage: Eukaryota; Fungi; Basidiomycota; Agaricomycetes; Agaricales; Physalacriaceae. The transcript is spliced from 3 exons. Gene Ontology annotation, biological process: translational initiation. Gene Ontology annotation, molecular function: translation initiation factor activity; RNA binding. The annotation marks the transcript as partial. The record is from RefSeq and is a predicted model, not a curated record.